Messenger RNA from Medicago truncatula (barrel medic), 1851 nucleotides. RefSeq names its product spermidine hydroxycinnamoyl transferase. The transcript has a single exon. Bases 54 to 1409 code for a protein of 451 amino acids. Gene Ontology annotation, molecular function: acyltransferase activity, transferring groups other than amino-acyl groups. NCBI's taxonomy places the organism in Eukaryota, Viridiplantae, Streptophyta, Magnoliopsida, Fabales, Fabaceae. The record is from RefSeq and is a predicted model, not a curated record.
UGUUAUUGCCAUUGUCAUAUUCAAAGUAAAACUUUGCACCAUAUCUUAAAAAAAUGGUAACCAUUAUUGCUUCUCACACCGUGAUUCCAGAAGAUGCAACUCCACAAGGUUGUUUAUGGCUUUCUGAUAUAGACCAAGUGGUAAAGCUCCGCCACACACAAACCAUUUAUAUUUACAAAUCAAAACAAAACACAGAUAAAGCCAUAGAAACCCUAAAGAAUUCACUCAGCAAAAUCCUAGUUUACUACUAUCCUGUAGCUGGUCGUUAUUGUUACAAAGAAGGUGGUAGAAUAGAGUUGAAUCUCAAUGCAAAAGGUGCUAUUUUGCUUGAAGCUGAAACCACAAAAACAAUUCAUGAUUAUGGUGAUUUUUCACCUUCUGAUUCAACCAUGGAGCUUGUUCCAAUAAUAGAUUACAAUCAACCAGUGGAAGAUAUUCCAUUGUUUGUGGUUCAACUCACAAGAUUUCAAAACAAAGAUGAAGGUCUUGCAAUUGGUAUUGCUUAUUCUCACCCUUUAUCAGAUGGACUUGGAGCCAUUAGACUCAUCAACUCAUGGGCCAAAAUAGCAAGAGGAGAAACCCUUGAGGUAAAUGAGUUACCCUUUUUAGAUAGAACAAUACUCAAAUUCUCACACACGCCAUUGGUACGGUUUGAACACAAGGAGUUGAAGCCACUACCACUCAUUCUAGGAAGAAAAGACACAAGUGAAGAAAAAAAGAAGAAAACUUCAGCAACAUUGUUGCGACUUUCGCCGGAACAAGUUGAUAAGUUGAAGAAAAAAGCAAAUGAAAAUGACAUUCUUGCAAUCAAGAAUAAAGGGUCAAGGCCAUUUAGUAGAUACGAAGCAAUUAGUGCACAUAUAUGGAAAUGUGCUUCUAGGGCACGUGAGCUUGAAGAGAAUCAAGAAAGUGUAGUUAGAUUCAAUGCUGAUAUUAGAACAAGAUUGGUUCCACCUCUUCCAAAGAACUAUUUUGGGAAUGCUUUGACACAAACAGCAGCAAUAGGGUAUGUUGGAGAAAUCACAUCAAAGCCUUUAGGUUAUGUUGCACAAAUGAUAAGGGAAGCAACUGAGUUAGUAAGUGAUGAGUUUAUAAGGUCACAAAUUGAUGUUAUUAGGGGUUUUGAACAUUUGGAUGAUGCAAGGAAAUUGUUUAUGGGUGGUGUAGGAGAAAAUAUUCCAUAUUUUGGAAAUCCAAAUUUUAAUUUUACUAGUUGGAUGAGUAUGCCUAUUUACGAAGCUGAUUUUGGAUGGGGGAAGCCUGUUUAUUUUGGAUUAGCUUUUGUGUCUCCACAUGAUAGGGCAGUGAUUCUUCAUAGUCCUGAUGGAGAUGGAUCUGUUCUUGUGUGUUUGCAUUUUCAGAUUGCACUUUUAGAGCUUUUUAAGAAGUUCUUCUAUGGGGAUAUAUGAGGUGUCUUUGUUAUGUACUACCAUUUAUCAAAUCAUUUUGUGCAAGUUUGGUGUAAAGAUAAUAAAAUCACGAUGACUCGCUGUGAUUAUGUGAAACACCCAGAGAUGAUGUUACUUUUUUUUUGAAGGAAAAGUUGUUCAGAGAAUUAAAGAAGAGAGAGUUAGUGAAGAGAGAAAGAGAAGAGAAGUAUCAUAUUUCUCCUGUUUGAAUAGCAAAGAAUUUGUGAGGAGAGAAUAAAAACAGAUGGACCCUACCACAUUUUUACUUCUUCUCAAUCAUGCGAAGAAAAUGAGAGAAAGUGAAGUGGAGAGAGCAAUUUACGGUCAUGUCCACCCCAAUUUCACAUUGGGGGUACUGUAAUUCACAUGUACGUACUUAUGCUAGACAUUUUACAAGUUACAACGCAUACUAAUUUUAUUUAAAAAAAAAAAAAAAACAUGG